AUGGCUAGCCUCAGCGACCCCAAGGGAACGGGCAUGGAGUCGCCCUCGGCCGCUGUGCCCCGAGCGCGCCAGCGGAGGAGCAGCAGCUCAAUAAACAACGCAACAGCAACAAUGCGUGUCAGCGUGUCCGGGGUUGUCAAUGUUAACGGGAAGGACAGCCAAGAGGCGGAGAAGAAUAGGCGGGAGAGUGCCGAGAACGCCCGGAAGCAGCGCCGCAAGAGCUCUUUGAUGCAGAUGGGGGUCGCAAGCACGGUGAUGAGGGCGGUGGCGUCGACGGUACUCAGGGACGAAGCCGCCGCGGCCGUGGAAGCUGCUGGCGACGUCAGCCCGGUAGAGAAGCUGCAGGUGCUGCUAACUAAGGCGAAGGAGAGGGGCAUGUCCGCGGAGAGACUUUUCGAGCACUUUGCGCCAGGUGGAGAGGCGUCCGUGACCCCGCUGAUGUUUGAGUCCGCGCUCCGCAAGCUGGGGCAGCGCGCGUUCGACCUCGACGAGAUGGAGCUGGAGCACCUGGUGACCGUCUUCGACACGGACGGGAACGGGACGGUAGAGCUCGACGAAUUCAUGACCUUCUGCCUCAGCAUCCCCUCCCUCCCCUGGAGGGCCGAGAAAGCCCGAAGACUAAACAACGCGGAGAGCAAAGACGAGCUCAACGUGGCUGCUCGAAAAAUCGCUAGACGCCGGUCCUCCCUGAGAGCGGUCCCCAUCGGGGAGCUAGUCCAUCAGGGCUCCCGUUUCUUUUGGAGGAGCAAGGAAACUAUCGACGUGGCCCUCCACCUCAACGCGGACGAGGGGUUGAUGACGAUCUCGACACGCUGCCCAGAGAGGGGCUACAACUACCCCGCCAUCUUCGUGGACGUCUCCAAGAUACCUGUGCACAAGACCGAAGCGGUGGCGAGGGCGAACGCCGUCGGGCAGUUUGAAUCGAUGAGCAAAGACGAGCGUCGAGAGGCAACAGACAAGGCCAUGACGGCGCUUCGGGUUGAGUACCUCCAGCACCGGUGGCGGAAGAGCGGCGGCUACAACUUCCACGGGUGGUGGGGCGGUGGUCAUCCCCGGCAGCACCACCAUGGUGCCGUGGACGACAAAGCCCGGCGAAAUGACGCCCCAGGAUAG
Messenger RNA from Ectocarpus siliculosus, 1113 nucleotides. NCBI's taxonomy places the organism in Eukaryota, Phaeophyceae, Ectocarpales, Ectocarpaceae. The record is from the annotation of a GenBank genome assembly.